CUUACAUUUGGUGAAUGGCAACAUCGACAUAGCAUUGGCUGCCUACUUGUGUAGUCUGUAAAUGGCUUUAGUUUUAUUCAAUUUUUUUUGUGCUCAUUUUAUUAAUAGUGUUUGAAAUGACCGUAAAAUACAGUUUCAAAAUAUUUAUUUGAUUGUUUGUGUAAGAUAUAAUUUUUAAAAUCAGGAGAUGGCUCAUGAUUUUUUUUUGUCAGAAAGAGAUGGUGAACUGCAAUGUGAAAGGCUACUUGUUGAAGCUUCUGCCAAAGGUGAUUUGAAAACUGUUCUUCAGCUAUUAGAAUGUAGAGUCUCUGUAGAUGCUGAAGAAUACAACAGAGCCUUGUUUUAUGCCUCAAAAAAUUACAUGACCCCUCUUCAAAUGGCAGCAGCCAAUGGUCAUGCUGAUUGCGUUGAAGUUUUAAUACAUCAUGGUGCAGAUGUUAAUGCCAAAGAUCGUUUUGAUGUUACUGCUUUGCAUAUGGCUGCUGAAAAGGGUCAUUUAUCUUGUUUAAAGGCGCUUCUAAAUUCUAAUGCAGAAUGUUCUCAUCCCACAAAAUAUUCCAAAACAGGAUGCUACACAGCAGUGCCACAUCUUGGUGGCACAACUCCACUUCAUCUUGCUGCUGCUAACAACAAUGUGGAUUGUGUUAAGGAAUUAAUACAGUAUGGAGCUGAUUAUAAUGCAGUAGAUGAGCGUGGUCGCACAAGCUUGUAUAUUGCAGCACAGUUUGGAUAUGAAGAAUGUGUAUUGGCUCAUCUUAGGAAUGCUGUUGGAAGAGAUAUUUUAUCUCUACCAAGUUUUGAAACCUCUGAUACACCAUUACAUUUUGCUGUUAGCCAUGGUAUGGUUGAAUGCGUUGCAGAGCUCUUGAAAUUUGGUUCUGAUGUUAACCAUUUAAAUUUUGCUGGUUCUUCACCGCUUCAUCUUGCUGUUACUCCAACCACUGAAAAUGAGUCAGUAAGUAUGGAUAUCCUGAAAAUGCUUGUUAUUGAUGGCUACAACACUGAUAUAAAUCAACCUGAUAGUACCGAAUUCACACCAUUGCAUUAUGCUUGUUUUAAUGGCCGAAAUUGCUUACGAAGGCGACAGGAAAUGGCCAAAUUUCUCAUAUCGUAUGGGGCAAAUAUUGAUAUACAAAAUACUCGCCAUUAUACCUUACUUGAGUGUGAAUUAAAAGCACCCACAGAAGAAAUUGAAAUAUUAAGAUACAUUGUUAGAAGCAUGUUGCGUCUGCCUCGUUUAACUCAACUUCGUGUAGUACCUCAGAUUCCCUACUUGCCACCACGAGAAUUAUUUAAUAAUGCACAAAACCGUGAAGUCAUGGUUUUUGAAAUGGCUGUUGCUUAUCAGGCAACUCUGAGAGGAAACAGACUUGAACCUUUAAUAGUAGAUAAUUCUCCUAAUGAACAUAAACAUGCUUGGUAUGAUUUUAUCUCGUGCAAUCCACGAACACUGCAACAUCAUUGCCGUUUUGCUAUCCGUAAAGCUAUCUCCGAGGGCAAAAGAUCCUUGAAAUAUAUAAACCAGUUGCCUAUUCCAAGCUCGCUACAAUCAUACUUGUUCUUGGAAUAUGAUGAAUGACAGUGAAACAUAAUUUUGUUGCUGUGUCAAGCAAAUAUGGUGAAAUUAUCUUUCUAUGAUUAUUUUUUAUUUGGAAUUUGGUUGAAGUUUUGAAAGAAUAAUGGAUAAAAAAAAGCAAUAAAAAUAUAAAUUAAUAACAUUUUACUGUGAAAAAUGUUUUCCAUAGAAACAGGUGAAUUUUUAUUAUUCAAAUUUCACAAUUAGUAUUGUUAAUGAAGAUGUUGAAUAAAUGAACUCGAUUUUCAUCUCUUGUUAUUGAAAAUCAUUUUUGGCUAUUAUUUCCUGUAAGCAGAAAUUAAUUUUAAUUAUUUAUCUUUAUUUUCAUAUUUACUUAAUGAUUGGAUAAUUAUAAAUUUCUUGCUCUUGACAUUUUACAAUGCAAUGUCUUAGUAAUUUAUUAAAAGCUAUUGAUUAUUAUAAUAGGAGCAUAAAAUAAAAAAAUUAUAAAAUACAUUUUAUUCAUUAUGGUAGUAUUUGUGGUUUGUUUCUCAUAGAAAAAUAUAUAUUAUUUUAGUACCUUUUAGCUGGAAUGGAUCUAGAAAAUAGUUACAUGUAUGGUAAAAAAUUGUUACAUAAGUUUGAAUUAUUGUUUAGUUUCUUAGUUAUAUAUAUAGUUUAAUAUGUUCUUAUAAUUAAAGAUAUCUUUAUAACAUUUAGUUGGAAACAUUGCUAAUGUAUAUUUUGUUUCAUUGUAUAAUUAAUUUUUUUCCAUCUUUAAAUGUUUUAAUAGAAAGAUAGUGAGAUAUAAUGUGUGUGUGAUUAAGAAAUAUGGAUAUGUUUCUGAAGUCAUCAGUGGCAGAUUUAAGCAUCGUAUGACUCCCAGGCAAUGUACAUCAACAGACGCAUCUAAUUAAUUAUUUUAGUUUAAUAAUUCAAUAGAAUUUUAUCUUUAAUACUUAUAUUUAGUGAUUUUUUUUAGUAAUGUUGUAAAAAAUAUGCUUUUAUUGAUUUUUAAUAUGUAUAUCAUGAAGGAGCCAAAUGACAAAUGUAAUCAAAUUCUUGAAAAUAUAACCAUGGUUAUUAGUUAAUUAUUGUCUUGCUUAGUAAUAAAUGUAUUUAAUUAUUUACAGAUUAUCAGGAAGUAAACUUAAAAAAAUUAUAGCAUUAAAAAAUUUUACGUGAUGUUUCAAUUGGUAUAUAACCUAGACAUUUACCCGAAUAACUAACAUUUUAUUAUAUUAUGAAUAAGUAGUACAUUUUUUGGUGAAAAGGCUGAUAACUUUUUCUAAUUGUCCUGUUAUACCUUCACACUGCCAAGUUGGAAAUCUGCCACUGAAUGCAAUUAAAAUCUUGUUGGUCAAAAUUAAACUUUAAUUUAUUUUUUUUAACAUGUGUCUGUUUGCAUAUAACUCCAUUGUAAUUUUUUUUUAUGGUUAUCAUUGUUUCCCUUAUAUAAAUAAGUAUGUUAAUUUCGUUAAAAAGUGUUUUCCUUUUUAGAAAAAUUAAUUUUUCGUCUGUUUCAUUAUGUUUGUAUAUUUGUAGAAAAACUGUAAAUAUAUUGUUGAAUUUGUGAAAUU
Argiope bruennichi is the source of this 3096-nucleotide messenger RNA. Its product is annotated as serine/threonine-protein phosphatase 6 regulatory ankyrin repeat subunit B-like. Gene Ontology annotation, molecular function: protein binding. The record is from RefSeq and is a predicted model, not a curated record. NCBI's taxonomy places the organism in Eukaryota, Metazoa, Arthropoda, Arachnida, Araneae, Araneidae. The transcript has 2 exons. Gene Ontology annotation, biological process: intracellular signal transduction. Bases 188 to 1579 code for a protein of 463 amino acids.